Molecule: messenger RNA, 1230 nt
Organism: Gopherus flavomarginatus (Mexican gopher tortoise)
Lineage: Eukaryota; Metazoa; Chordata; Testudines; Testudinidae
Product: zinc finger protein 382-like
Exons: 4
Coding region: 6-602 (198 amino acids)
Biological process (GO): regulation of DNA-templated transcription
Source: RefSeq, a predicted model, not a curated record
CAUCCAUGUUUCGCUGCAGAUCAUCUCGUCCUCCCAGGGGCAAGGAAAUGGCUGCAAUGGAGCUGGCUCAGGGGCCGGUAACCUUCGAGGAGGUGUCUGUGUAUUUCUCCAGGGAAGAGGGGACUCUGCUGGACUCCACUCAGAGAGCCCUCUACAGAGAUGUCAUGCAGGGGAACUAUGAGACGAUGGUCUUGCUGGCGGAGUUUCUGGUUUUCCAACGUGAUAUGAUCUCCCAGCUGGAACAAGGGGAAGAGCCAUGGGUCCCAGAGCUCCAGGGUUCAGAGGAAAGAGAGAUCCUGAGAUCUCUCCGCACAGAUGAGGAAACAUUAUACCAACUCAGAAUCUAUCAGGCCUUUCUCAACAUCAGAGAAUCCACACAGGGGAGAGGCCCUAUGAAUGCAAUGAGUGCGGGAAAACUUUCAGUCGCAGCUCGCACCUUAUUGGGCAUCAGAGAAUCCACACACAGGAGGUGUCCUAUGAAUGCAGUGAGUGCGGGAAAACCUUCAAUCGCAGCUCUCACCUUAUUCAGCAUCAGAGAAUCCACACGAGCAAGAAGCCCCGCGAAUGCCAUCAGCAGGCCUGCACAACUCGUAAAGUGGUGAUGUAGAGAAAUCUCUGUAUUAACUAUCUCUACAAAUCUUUAUAACGUUGCAUUGUGUUAUUUUGUAUUAAGUAUCUUUAUCUUUAUGACAUUGCAUCCGGCAUGAUGUUAUUUUGUAAUUCAUAUGACUUGGCAUUGUGCCUCUCUAUUUUCAUACAACUUUGUAUUAGAUCCCUAUAUAGAAAAUUGGUAGAAAACUUUGUAUCAAAUGUUAUAGCCCCUAAGGAUAGUAUAGUUAAAGUAAAAGAAAACAUGUGCCUUUUUGCUAGAAGUAGAAUAAGAUCUUCCCCCGCACUCUGUAAUCAAUUGCUCUAUUGACUGAAUGAGGUGUGAAUGAGUGAGGCUUGGAAGACACCCACCUCCAGACAGCUACAACAGUUGAAGGGGGAAUGGGAGCCAGAGCAAAGGACAAUACAACUUGAUAAGUGGGCCCAAUAAAGAAGAGCAAACAUAUUGAUGGCCUCAGGGAUUAGAAGCAAGCACCUUCUUUAGAAAACAUCCUCUUUGAGCAGCAUUGGGACAACACCCAGAGAAAAGCAGCACAAAGACCAAUAGACGCAGACCCAGAUUUUGAAUCUGGUCUAGAUUUGCAUAAGAGGGAAGCUGCUAUAAAUGCGAGGUGUCUUGCA